This is a messenger RNA of Arabidopsis thaliana (thale cress), 939 nucleotides long. Its product is annotated as NAD(P)-binding Rossmann-fold superfamily protein. NCBI's taxonomy places the organism in Eukaryota, Viridiplantae, Streptophyta, Magnoliopsida, Brassicales, Brassicaceae. The transcript is spliced from 2 exons. The record is from RefSeq and is marked reviewed. Bases 1 to 939 code for a protein of 312 amino acids.
AUGUCGUUUUGGUUUAGAGACAAGUCUUUAUAUGUUAUGGGCAUAUCCUUCUCCACCAAAGAACACACAAAGAGAAACAACAUGAGUAAUCAUCAAACUGUGCGUGAGAUACUUCUUCUCUUAUAUCUCACUUGUGAACUUAAAGACAAAGUGGUUCUUGUGACAGGAGCUUCCUCUGGUAUAGGAAGAGAGGUAUGUCUUGAUCUAGCCAAAGCUGGCUGUAAGAUUAUCGCAGCAGCUCGUCGUGUCGAUCGUCUCAAAUCUCUCUGCUCUGAAAUAAAUCGCUUCGAAUAUUCAGCUGGAAUUCAAGCUGAAGCUCUUGAGCUAGACGUUUCAUCAGACGCAGCCACCGUUCAAAAAGCGGUUAAGAAAGCUUGGGAAAUCUUCGGAAAGAUCGAUGCGUUGAUCAACAAUGCGGGAUUUAGAGGCAAUGUCAAGUCGAGUUUGGAUUUGUCAGAAGACGAGUGGGACAAAGUCUUCAAGACCAACUUAACCGGAACCUGGUUAGUCUCCAAAUACGUAUGCAUUUUAAUGCGCGAUGCUAAACGUGGUGGUGGCUCGGUGAUAAACAUUUCAUCAGUAUCCUGGCUCCACCGCGGUCAGGUGCCUGGUGGAGUCGCAUACGCUUGUUCUAAAGGCGGUGUUGACACCAUGACAAGGAUGAUGGCACUUGAGUUAGGUGUUUACAAGAUCAGAGUGAAUUCGAUCGCACCAGGGCUUUUAAAGUCAGAGAUCACACAAGGUCUUAUGCAAAAAGAGUGGCUCAAGACCGUUAUCGAGAGGACAGUCCCAUUAAAGGUACAACAGACAGUGGAUCCGGGGCUUACUUCUCUCCUACGCUACCUCGUUCACGACUCGUCUAAAUAUAUCUCCGGGAAUACAUACAUUGUCGAUGCUGGAGCUUCAUUGGUCGGUCUGCCCAUUUUUUCAUCUCUCUAA